AGAAAUAUAUAAAUAAUUAUACAGUGGGAAAUAAGUGUAUAGUGUUUUGUUUUUGUUUUCGGUGAACGUUGAUUUCAGACUUUGGAGUUUUUGGUGAAUUGCACAAUCCUUUCGGCUCUUCUGUUAGGUGUAUUGGGAGAACUGAAUGAGAAAUGAGUUUUAAUUCAGGACAUUCAAUCAAAAUUGCGAAACAACUGAAAUAUUUUACAAGAUGUUAUUCAGACCUAUUUCCGAAAAUAACAACCCAUUACACCAUACAUCCAAGAGACAAGGAUCCACGUUGGAAAGAAGUAAACAUGGAGAGAUUCGCUGAUGAAACGGAUAUUUUAAUUGUUGGCGGCGGUCCAGCUGGAAUGAGUGCUGCCAUCAGAGCUAAGCAAUUAGCGGAAAAAGAUGGAAAAGAAGUUAGGGUAUGCCUUGUUGAAAAAGCAUCAGAAGUAGGUGGACACAUUUUAUCUGGUGCUGUAAUACAACCUACUGCCCUUAAUGAAUUAAUUCCGGACUGGCAAGAAAAAGGAGCACCUUUGAAAACUCCCGUGAAAGAAGACAAAUUUGCCUUUUUGACUGAAACCGGACGAAUACCGAUUCCGGUUUUACCUGGAACCCCGAUGUAUAAUCAUGGGAACUACGUUGUUAGAUUAGGCCAUGUAGUUCAAUGGCUAGGAGAACAAGCAGAAGCGCUGGGAGUCGAAAUAUAUCCUGGAUAUGCAGCAUCUGAAGUGUUGUACCAUGAAGACGGAAGUGUAAAGGGCAUCGCUACAAAUGAUGUUGGUAUAGCUAAAGACGGUAGUCCGAAAGACAAUUUUGAACGUGGAAUGGAACUCCAUGCAAAAUGCACAAUUUUUGCGGAAGGGUGUCAUGGACAUCUCAGUAAACAAAUUAUUAACAGAUUUGAUUUGCGGAAAAACGCUGAGCACCAAACAUACGGAAUAGGCCUGAAGGAAUUGUGGGAAAUAAAUCCAGACAAGCAUAGUCCUGGUAGAGUUGAACACUCUAUUGGAUGGCCUUUAGAUAAAAAUACUUACGGAGGAUCAUUUUUAUACCACCUGAAUGAAGACACUCCAUUGGUAGCCGUGGGAUUUGUUGUGGGCUUGGACUACUCAAAUCCUUAUUUGAGUCCUUUCAGAGAGUUCCAAAAGUUCAAACACCAUCCAUCAGUGAAACACUACUUUGAAGAUGGAACAAGGGUAGCUUAUGGUGCUAGAGCAUUAAUAGAAGGAGGAUUUCAGAGCAUCCCUAAGCUCACCUUUCCUGGAGGGUGUUUAGUGGGUUGUGCGGCGGGUCUAAUCAAUUUACCAAAAAUCAAAGGAACUCACAACGCAAUGAAAAGCGGGAUGUUAGCUGCAGAAAGUGUAUAUGAAGCGAUCAAUGGAGAAAAGCAAAAAACAGAAGGUUUUCAACCAAUUACGUAUGAAGAAACAUUUAAAAAUAGUUGGAUAUACAAGGAGUUGAAGGCUGUAAGAAAUAUAAGACCCAGUUUUCAUAAUCCACUCGGUUUAUAUGGGGGAUUGGCUUACAGUGGUUUUUCAGUUGUUGUGGGAGGUAGAGAGCCGUGGACACUUAAACAUGGCGAUCCUGAUCAUAAAAGGCUGAAGCCAGCUAAGGAAUGUAAACCAAUUGAAUAUCCUAAGCCUGAUGGAAAAAUCAGUUUUGAUUUACUUACCUCGGUAGCUUUGACAGGAACAAAUCAUGAAGGCGACCAACCUGCUCAUUUAACAUUAAAAGACGAUACAGUUCCGGUUAACCAUAAUCUUGCUGUUUUUGAUGGGCCAGAAGGCCGAUUUUGCCCUGCUGGCGUAUACGAAUUUGUAUCAUUAGAAACCGGAGAUGGACAGAGGCUACAAAUAAAUGCUCAAAACUGUAUACAUUGCAAAACAUGUGAUAUAAAAGAUCCAAGCCAGAAUAUCAAUUGGGUUGUUCCAGAAGGUGGCGGUGGACCAGCUUACAACGGAAUGUAACAUAUUUAAUUGCAAAAUGAAAGUAUCGUAGACUUGCAAAAUGAAAGUUUCGUAGACUGAUCAGCAAAACUUACUUUACCAGUCCUUUGUUGAAAACUGUUACCUUCUUAACGGACUGAAAAUAUCAAGGUGAUGAAAAUCUUUAGAGUAUUGUAAAGCGAAUAAUUAAAUCUAAGAGUACUUUUCUACUUGAUCCUUUUUUAGAAUUCAAAUAUUAUCAAUUAUAAUUGUGGCAAAUAUUUAUUGCAACUGAUAUUGUAAUGUAUUUUUAUAUGAAAUAUACGUGUUAUUAAUAUUAUGGUAAUUUAUUCUGAGUAAAAGCGUUGCAUAAAUUAAUCGUUUAAUAAAUCCAAGUAACACUAA
This is a messenger RNA of Dendroctonus ponderosae (mountain pine beetle), 2321 nucleotides long. RefSeq names its product electron transfer flavoprotein-ubiquinone oxidoreductase, mitochondrial (gene Etf-QO). Gene Ontology annotation, molecular function: iron-sulfur cluster binding; electron-transferring-flavoprotein dehydrogenase activity. Gene Ontology annotation, biological process: electron transport chain. NCBI's taxonomy places the organism in Eukaryota, Metazoa, Arthropoda, Insecta, Coleoptera, Curculionidae. The coding region runs from base 153 to 1958 and encodes 601 amino acids. The transcript is spliced from 10 exons. The record is from RefSeq and is a predicted model, not a curated record. Gene Ontology annotation, cellular component: mitochondrial inner membrane.